Alternaria incomplexa is the source of this 918-nucleotide messenger RNA. RefSeq lists its product as uncharacterized. The record is from RefSeq and is a predicted model, not a curated record. The coding region runs from base 1 to 918 and encodes 305 amino acids. Gene Ontology annotation, cellular component: extracellular region. Gene Ontology annotation, biological process: carbohydrate metabolic process. Gene Ontology annotation, molecular function: cellulose binding. The transcript is spliced from 4 exons. NCBI's taxonomy places the organism in Eukaryota, Fungi, Ascomycota, Dothideomycetes, Pleosporales, Pleosporaceae.
AUGAAGAAUCUUAUCCUCUUCGCGCUGGCAAGUGUUGUCUCAGCCCAUACCAUUUUUCAGAAAGUCUCUGUCAACGGCGUGGAGCAGGGUCAACUGAAGGGCGUCCGCGCCCCCGAUUCUGACUACCCUAUCACAAAUGUCAACGACGCGGCUUUUGCUUGCAACAAAGACAUCAAGCAUACAGAUAGCACUGUGAUAAGCAUUCCGGCUGGAGCAAAGGUCGGCGCAUGGUGGGGACACGUCAUAGGUGGAAAGCAGGGUGCUAACGAUCCCGAUCAUCCUAUUGCUGCGAGCCACAAAGGGCCGAUACAAUACUACCUUGCCAAGGUAGACAAUGCCGCAACUACUGGCACCACAGGCCUUCAAUGGUUCAAGGUUGCCCAAGACGGUCUGAGUAACGGAAAAUGGGCUGUGGACACGAUGAUUGCCAACGGAGGUUGGCACUACUUCAACAUGCCUACUUGUGUUGCUCCGGGCGACUAUCUGCUGCGUGUCGAGCUCAUCGCCCUCCACAGCGCUUCGGCGCAAGGCGGCGCCCAAUUCUACAUGGAAUGCGCACAGAUCCGCGUCUCGGGUAGUGGCACAAACAAGGGCUCCAACUUCGUCUCUUUCCCUGGUGCUUACAAAGCCAACGACCCCGGUAUCCAACUCAGUAUCUAUGACACCACUGGGAAGCCCUACAUGGGUGGCAAGGCCUAUUCCAUUCCAGGGCCUGCGCCGCUGACCUGUGCGGCUGGGCAAGAUGGCGGCAGUGGCUCCACACCAGCGCCUCAACAGCCAGCUCCAGCACCAGAAGCGCCGGCUGCGGGAGCCGCACUAUACGCGCAGUGCGGAGGCGCCACGUGGACUGGUCCAACGACGUGUGCACAGGGAAUGUGUAAAGUAAGCAGCGAGCAUUACUCACAAUGCGUGCCGUAA